Theobroma cacao (cacao) is the source of this 1823-nucleotide messenger RNA. RefSeq names its product cytochrome P450, family 77, subfamily A, polypeptide 5 (gene CYP77A5P). Gene Ontology annotation, molecular function: racemase and epimerase activity, acting on amino acids and derivatives. Lineage: Eukaryota; Viridiplantae; Streptophyta; Magnoliopsida; Malvales; Malvaceae. The record is from RefSeq and is a predicted model, not a curated record.
ACCGAACCAGACAAUGGCUGAAACAGAAUAACACAUGCAUCCAACCGCAUACUAAAAUUAAAACCUGACAUGUUCAAUUUAGAAUAACCAUUUCAACUGCUUUCCAAUUUUCAACAGGUCAGACAAACCCCUAUUGGAACAAGAAUCAUCGGCAAUGGUUAUGGUGGCUGCUCCUCACAUCACUCUCUCACUCUCGCGAACCAAUCAAAGUCCUCUCUCAAAGCAAAAUCCGACAGCAGGAAAUGUUCUCAAUGGGGUCUCUUUCUUUCUUCCAGAAAGCCCCAUUAAAACCCUUAAAACCCCAUAAACCCCUCAAUCUCCAAAUACCCAUUAGCUGUCUGUGUGUCAAAAAUUCAAUGGAAGUGCCAGCUACUGCUUCUGUAACGAAUUUUGAAUUCAAGGAUUUGAUGGAAACCUUCACAGUGGAAGUUCAGAAAGCUGAGAACAGACCGCUGAAUGUACCUUUGAUCGCUCCUUUCACUAUAGCCUCUUCUAGGCUUGAUAAGGUGGAGAAUGUGGCCAUCAGGAUCGAGUUGAAAGAUGGAUGUGUUGGUUGGGGUGAGGCUCCGAUUCUGCCUUUUGUUACGGCGGAGGAUCAGCCUACUGCCAUGGCUAAAGCCAAGGAGGCUUGUGAGGUGCUUAAGAGUUCUUCUGCCAUGACUCUUGGGGCAGUACUGGGGCAGAUUGCUGGUGUUUUGCCUGGACAUCAGUUUGCUUCUGUUAGGGCAGGAGUUGAGAUGGCAUUGGUUGAUGCAGUUGCUAAGAGCAUUGGCAUACCUCUGUGGAGACUAUUUGGUGGAGCUUCAAAUACAAUAACAACUGAUAUAACAAUUCCUAUUGUUUCCCCAGCUGAGGCUCAUGCAUUAGCUACAAAGUAUCAAAGACAAGGAUUCAAGACUUUGAAGCUUAAGGUGGGAAAGAACCUGAAAGCUGACAUCAAAGUUUUACAAGCGAUACGUGCGGUCCACCCUGAUUGUUCAUUCAUCUUGGAUGCUAAUGAGGGAUAUAGACCUGAGGAGGCUAUUGAAGUUCUUGCAAGAUUACAUGAAAUGGGGGUGACUCCUGUUCUAUUUGAACAGCCAGUUCAUAGAGAUGAUUGGGAAGGUCUUGGUCGUGUUAGUCGUUAUGCAAAAAGCAAAUAUGGGGUAUCUGUUGCUGCAGAUGAGAGCUGUCGAAGUUUAGUUGAUGUUAAGAAAAUAGUAGAGGAAGAACUUGCAGAUGUUGUAAACAUUAAGCUUGCCAAAGUUGGAGUCCUUGGUGCUCUUGAAAUUAUUGAGUUGGCAAGGGCAUCAGGACUGUAUCUCAUGAUUGGUGGAAUGGUGGAAACCAGGCUGGCCAUGGGCUUUGCUGGCCAUCUUGCUGCUGGCCUUGGAUGUUUUAAAUUUGUUGAUUUGGAUACUCCUCUUCUCCUGUCAGAAGAUCCAGUUCUUGAAGGAUAUGAAGUUCUCGGAGCUGUUUACAAGUUCACAAACUCUACAGGCCAUGGUGGUUUCCUUUAUUGGGAAAAUAUUGCAUGAAAUUAUAAAUUCAGUAGCUUAAUCAAUGCUGGAAUUCUGAGUAGAGGAGCUCCAUAGAGGUUUCAUAUUUGUCAGACUGGUUUUUUAAAGUGGCAGGGCAGACCUCCAGGUUUUAAGUGGAUUGUUAACAGUAAACAAGUGCCCAAGAAGUUCUCAUAUUGGCAAACAAAGAAGCGUGUGCAGCUUAGGUGCAUGGAAGUUGGAACAAGUUAUUGCAUUAAUCUUCACUUUGAAAAAGUUUUUCACAGCAAAUACAACUAUAUCCUCUCUAUAUAGUUAUAUUAUCAAUGCAAUUUUUACUUAAAA